AUGGAUAUAACAUCAUUAAUAGAACAUUUGGAAAGGUUUGAAAAAUUAUUAGAACCAGAUAAUAAUAACUAUGAUGAAAGCAGCAGUUUUAAAAUCUUUGAUAUUACUCAUUUGUUGAUUUCAUAUGAUAUUGUUGACGGUGACCUUAUGAUCAAAACAAAUUUUUUUAGAGGUGCAAGAAAAGAGUCUAGGCUGACUACUUCUUUAAUCGAUGAUGAAAAUUACAAAUUUAAUUUGUUAAAUGGCCGAUAUGUAAGUCAAAAUACUUUUUAUGAAAUUAAGAUCAAGUCACGCUUUUUGAAACAUAGCUUAAUAAACCUUUUAAAUAUGGAAACUUUCAGUGUUAAAGCAAUAUGUGAAUCAUCAAAACCUAACAAAUGUGACAGUGACAAUGAAAACAACAUUCAUUUUUUAAUAUUACCAGCGAUUGAUGUUUAUGGAAAAAGAAAAGUAUGA
This is a messenger RNA of Entrophospora sp. SA101, 456 nucleotides long. The record is from the annotation of a GenBank genome assembly. Lineage: Eukaryota; Fungi; Glomeromycota; Glomeromycetes; Entrophosporales; Entrophosporaceae.